AUGCUCCCGGAUCUUGGCUCAAAGGGCCCAAUAGAGCGACCCUAUAUUGUUACCGAGACCUACGUUGGGAUGUCCUCCCUGCCCUACUUCCCGACGCCAACACCUAUCCCGUACGGAUUCACAACGGCAGUCGAGACCUAUACAGGCGGUGCACCACAGCCUAUUACGCGAACCAUCGUAGUGCCUAAGACCGGUAGGCCAGGGCGAUGCGAUGUGACGAAAUUGACGUGUUCUCUCGCAAGCCACCGGCAAAGCAUACCCCCUCCAGAAUCGGGUGCACAUUCAUCCACAGGGGCAGCCGAAACUCACAGUGAAGCCACCGCUGUUGGGACUACUUUGAUCACCAGCAGGGAAGGUGGCCCCGAGAUGACCGGGGUGGAGGACCAAAGUUCGGGAGCUGCGGACGGCGGAACCAGAGGGCCUUCCACAGCGACCGCGACGGAUAUUUUAACCAGCGCAGCUAGCUCAUCCUGGUCGAAAUGGUUGUUGUCAUAUGGCGUAGUCACUUCGGCCUUCUGGGGAGUGUUUCUGUUUCAAUAA
Diaporthe batatas is the source of this 540-nucleotide messenger RNA. RefSeq lists its product as uncharacterized. Lineage: Eukaryota; Fungi; Ascomycota; Sordariomycetes; Diaporthales; Diaporthaceae. The transcript has a single exon. The record is from RefSeq and is a predicted model, not a curated record. Bases 1 to 540 code for a protein of 179 amino acids.